UAUCGGGUACUUUGCGCGAAGAUUGAAAUUCGCGACGACUCUCAAAAAGACGACAGAAUUAAUCAUUUUUUCUACAACAUAGUGCAGCUCAAGACAGGAAAAUAGUCAUGGAUUCCGUAGAAGAUUUGGAGUUACUGAAUGAGAACAUGAAGAGACUUGCUCUGAAUGAAGACUGUGAGAUGAAAGGAUAUGGAAGUGAAUGGUGGCAUAUCAAAGCAGUGACUGUUGGGGAAACAUUAUUGAAAGACCUCUUUUGUUCUAGCAAACAUAACAAGAGGAUCGCCUUGUUACAGAAACAGGAGAGACAACAUGAUACCUCACAGCACAAUGGUGACACAUCUUAUGAGUCUGAAUUGGAUGAAUCUAAGAAAGAAAUGAAAGAUCCUAGUUCAUGUAGUUUCCUGAUAGGAGAUGACAAAGACAAUCAUCUUUUGUCAGUGGAAGAUGCCAGGAACAUCCUGACAAUGUACAUGAUGCUACACAGUCCCUUGGUACAGGCAAACAACCAAGUUGAAAGAGAGUCUCUCCUCCCACUAUGGAUCCUGUGUGAUGGGAAAGAUCCAGAAAGAACCAGUUUGAUCGGGUGUGAAUUGGCUCAUACCGGUUCAAGUCAAGAGUUAGACAACAAUCCAUUCAUCAUUACCACUGUCUUAUCAGAAGAUCCCAUUUCUAGCAAGUCAGAUGUUCCAACUUUACAUCAGGUUCUUUUAGAGGCUCAUGAAGACUCGGCAUCAAAGUUUAUAUCAAGUCAAGGGUUUGCUCGGUAUGAAGUGGUUAGCCAGCUAACAGCAGAUACAACUUUAGCCGAGAUUAGCGAGUCUUCCUUCACAGCAGUAGAAUGUACAUGGAACCAAGUCAAGAAGAUACUGGAGAGACCACGUGAUGCUACCUGUAAAGUGCUGAUAUGCGCUGUGCCUGGUGACAUGAGAUUCACACCCUUGGAAGUCUACAAGGAAUUAUGCUUAUUAAAGAUGUUUGCUGAUAGCAUAGAAACAGGAGAAGUAAACUGGAUGACACGUGAGAAGACAAGCUCCAUUCAAGAUCUAAUAACAAACUUCCUGGAUGAGAUCAAGGAUGGACCCAUUUAUAAAAGGAAGACUGGCGAUGAUGCUGAUGAUUACGAUGCUCAGCUCUGUUGGAAGGCAGCAUUUGAUAGAAGUGAUUUAGAUUUCACUGAAAGGCUUUGGAAUAUCCUCAGGAAUAAUGCUACAUGCUAUGAUGACAUCACUACUGCCUUCAACAUGGUGAUCAGUGAAUUAAACAGAGGAGAGAUACAGCCAAUGGUCCACAGCAGUAAUGAAACAUCAUUGGCAAAGGAGAUUAGGACAUUAUACAAAGACCCAUCGCAUAUAUUCAGUCAAGACUAUUCUCCCAUGACACACCUUGUAGAGAUAGCCAUUGACAAACUUCAGAGAGACUAUACAAACUUCUUCCUCGCCCAGAAGCUGACAACCCUGUAUUCUUUAGAAUGGUUUGUUCCAUCUGUUGAUCUCUUGACACCUAGUGAACUGAUCAAGAGGUUAAGAAGUCUGCAUUGUAUUCUUGAGGUCUCCAUGCUAGCAUCUCAAACUCUUGGUCUUCCUACUAAUAACAUCCUCACACUUAUCAGAAAUGCCCUGGAGUACUACAGGAAUAAUUCCCCCGAUGUUCAGCAUACAUUUGUACUUCCUGUGGAGCAGACAAGUGUUGUCAACUUGUACCAAACUCAGUUACCAAGUGUGUGGAGAUUGACUGCACAGUGUGGAGGUAGAGGUGAUAAGAGUAGUUCAGUAUACCAACUCACAUCAAGACCUUUCAUUGAGAGCAUCAACCAAACUACAGAAAUAACCAUGACUAAAGAAAGUGAUGAUCAGGAACCGUUCCACUACUAUGUGACACAGAUGAAAAGAGACCUUGAGCCAUUUAUGCCUGUCACUGAUUUUGAGACCAACCAGAAUGUAUGAAAAAUAUCUACAAACCUAAAAUCUUCCUUUUAAUGGACAUCUAUUGCAUGGUUCUGCAGUAGGGCAUUGAUAAAUGAUGUAUCUAUCCAUUACCUACUGGAACAUAGUGGUAUACCUAAACAAAGGAAAUAAAGUUUGACAAAACUCAGUAGUUCAGGCUCAGAUGGUCAUGACAAGAGCUUUGCAAGGGGCUACACUGUACCAAGAUUUUGAGAUACUGCCCCAUAAAUGCUAUAGUUUGCACUGCUGGUGGACCCUGCCCCCUUCCUUGUUUGUGGGAAGUGGUCUAAAUUAGAAGCCGCAAUGAACUAAAUAGGACUGCACUGAAGGCUCAACCUUACUAUUAUGGUUAAGUUGUAAUAAGGGCUAGACUUGUCUCAUGACACACCUGUUGAUGACAGUGUCAACUAGGGUCUGUGUCUGUAGACUAUGCAUGCCUCUCAUUGCAAGCACUCCUCCCUCAUCUGAGUCAAUCAGAUUGACCUGAUGGAAAUCUCCCACACUCUAAAGAUGUUCAUAAUAUUUCAACAUCUAAUGCUGUUAGCUCUUAGAAAAUGAACUUACAUGUAUUUGGUACAUUACUACAAAUGCAAUUGUUUUUCUGUAAUAUUUGUGUCGAAAAAGAAAAGGAUUUGUCAUGAAAGUUAAACUUACCAAAGCAAAUAUAAUUUGAGAAUCUUGGUGAAGGAUCAUUCCUCUAAAAACACAGUUUAGCAGUUGAUUGUGCAAUAGAAUUUUGGAUUAUCACAUAAUUAUCAAUACGGUCUGUCAUGAAUGUCAUGCUUGUGUUUUGUGGAACAAUGCAAAAUGUUUUGAUAUACCUUUGGCCAUUUUCUGGCGGUGUGUCAGUUAAAGUACACACAACUUUUCUCAUGUCUUCUUUCAUGACCCUUGAGCUAGUUGAUACAUGUACAACCCAAAUAUUCCCGGUGAGUUUAUAACAUAGUGGAAGUUAAUUUAUCUGUUACCGUAAUCAAUUUUUAGAAACAGUUGUAGCACAUUACAUUCAGAUGCUUAUUAAACAAUGAGAAUCUUAAUCUUACCUGUAAGCGAUCUGAUUUCAACUUGAACUGAUAUUAAAAAAUUAAAUGAUUAAUGAUAUUAAAAAUAAUUGAGAGUCCAAUACAUUAUAUGUGUCAUGUUGUAGUUGUGAGUCACUGAUAAAAACAGAUUCACUUGGGCCUGAUUGAUUCUAAGGUUUCAUGCAGGAGGGGUGUAAUGUAAGGUUGCAUUUUGAUUGCUUAGCUAUGAUGCAGUAUCAUUUUUUCUCAACUUGCAAGAUGGCCUAUAAAAGAUUUUCAAAUGUGAUUAGUAUUUCAUGGAAUUGAAGAUAAAGAAUAGAUAUAGUGAGAGUAUCUAAUGAUUAAGAAUCAGAUUUAGGUCAAUUUCUUUCUUUCUUUCUUUGUCAGCUUUACAAGGACAAUUGAUUUCUACUUAAUAACGAUGCCCAUUAUUAAUCACUGUAAUCAUCAUUAUGUUGGAGGGCAGUGAUUUUAUAUUGAUUCAUCUACAUGGUCAUUGAUUCAAAGCUAAAUACAUGUAAUUUACAUAAUUUACUAUUCUUAUGAGGAAAAGUAUAAUUCAUAAUGAGAGUAUUUAGAAUCCAACCCAAAUAAACAGUUGUAUCAUGGAGCUAUUAGGGGACAAAAAUCAGACCAAUAGGUAGGUGAAUCUUUUAUCAACACUGACAAACAAAAAGAAAUUUAAGAAUUUUUGUGUAAAAAUUGAUAUUCACACCUUCAUGAAUGGGGACUUCAAAUUGGCCCCAUUUGUGAUGUUUAUUGUUAUAGUGAUGUAAUCCAAGUACUACUCUUCCAUUUACUCCAUACAUAAAAUGUCUUUAAUUUAUGUUUUUCUUUCAUGAUAACAUACAGUAGUAUGCUACCUGUGUGAUAUUUUGAUUACUGGCCGAGGGGAAUAGGUACAGUUGUCCUCAAAAUUAUUCAUACCCCUUGUGGAAAAACAUUCUUUGGUAGAUUCGUUACUUGUAAAAGCUAUUAUGAUGUAACUUUCUUUGUAUCUUUUGUCUGCUUGUUGCUAUGCAUGAUUUGACAUAUGAGCUGGCAAGUCUUCAUUAGCAUAAUAAUAGA
Molecule: messenger RNA, 4033 nt
Organism: Lytechinus variegatus (green sea urchin)
Lineage: Eukaryota; Metazoa; Echinodermata; Echinoidea; Temnopleuroida; Toxopneustidae
Product: protein zwilch homolog
Exons: 14
Coding region: 108-1943 (611 amino acids)
Biological process (GO): protein localization to kinetochore; mitotic spindle assembly checkpoint signaling
Cellular component (GO): RZZ complex
Source: RefSeq, a predicted model, not a curated record